UCUGAUUUUGUUAGAACUGCGAAAAGCGAUUUUAUCCACAUUGGCCAGUAUUACACUACAAUGUGUAAGUGGAAUCUGUGCCAUUAUUAAUAGCAGUGGUUCUGAAGGCCAGAGAAGAUCCAACGAGCUAGUAGACGGGUGUCUCUAAUAAAGAGGCCAUUACGUUGGAGUUGGCUAUAGCUUUUUCAGAAACCCAAAUGAGAAACUUGGCAAGUUUUCCACCUUUUUAAGUUUUUUGUUAGAUUAAGCUGAUCUUUUUACAUUAUGAAUGCAUUUAAGUGCACUCAAUGUAUUAUAUUGGCAGUCAGCCAGAUUGGGUUUAAGCAUUUAGAAACUAUCUCCAUCACUACAUCUGGUAUCACGGAAAAGGAAUUCUAAUGCUAAGGUGGGAUAGACGGGAUGUAAGGUGAACACAAUCCAGUGCUUGGAUCUAAGAAAUUGAAAUAUAAGGAAAGUGUUUUUCCUUGUUUAAGCUUACAUUUUAUUUGCUUGGUUUUAUUAGAUUGUUUAGCUCUGUGCCUGUCUGUGCAAAGCUACCUCCCAGAAAGACUUCCCCUGCCUUUUUUAGAUACAAGUAAUAAAAUGCAAGAUUUAAACAAUAGUCAAUAUUUGACAAAUCUGCUGAAGGCUACUCCAAGUAUUAAGCAUACCAUCACCAUGGAUCUUACGUGCGAACUGUACCGAAUUUCCACUUUCUCAAAAUUUCCAGGAAGUUCACCUGUAUCUGAGCGCAGUCUUGCCAAGGCAGGUUUUUACUACAUUGGAGCAGACGACAAGGUGAAAUGCUUCAGCUGCGGCCUGAUGCUCGAUAACUGGAAGAAAGGAGACAGUGCAAUUGAAAAACACAAGAAGCUUUAUCCAAGUUGUAGUUUCAUCCAGAACGUAUCAUUGAUUAAUAUCGGAGCAUCUAAUUGUUCUGCAUUUUCUCCUCUAAAUCCCACACAGUCAGCCUCUUGUGAAGAGGAAACUGCCUACUUCAGUGGAUCCUUUAGGAGUUUUCCUGAUGUAGUUUCCUCUAGGGCAGUUGAAGAUCUGUCUCACCAAAGGGGCAACGACAGCAACUCCUAUAUGUACACAGAGGAAGCCAGACUGAGCACUUUUACAAAUUGGACUGUAACUUUCCUCAAUCCUUCUGAGCUUGCUAAAGCAGGAUUUUACUAUGUUGGUCCUGGGGAUAAAGUUGCUUGUUUUGCUUGUGAUGGAAAGUUAAGCAAUUGGGAACCUAAAGAUAAUGCCAUGUCCGAGCACCGGAGACAUUUUCCAAAUUGUCAGUUUGCGAGCAACAGUGCAAGACCCUCCUUGAGGUGCAGUGUUUCCAAUGUCAGCAUGCAGACCACCUCUUCAAGGCUUAAAACCUUUCUAAACUGGCCCUCUAGGAUCCCAGUGACGCCGAAAAAAUUGGCAGAAGCUGGCUUUUACUAUGUCGGGCGAAAUGAUGAUGUCAAAUGCUUUUGUUGUGAUGGGGGUUUGAGAUGCUGGGAAUCUGGAGAUGAUCCAUGGGUUGAACAUGCAAAGUGGUUUCCUAGAUGUGAAUACUUGCUGAACGUGAAAGGUCAAAGUUUUGUCACUGAUAUUCAGGAUAGAUAUCCGCAUCUUUUAGAUCAGCUGUUGUCCUCUUCAGACUCACAAAACAAUGAAGCUCAGUAUCCCCCCAUCAUCCAUUUGGGUAAUGAAAACAACCAGGAUGAUGAGGUUUACAUGAAUACUCCUUUAGUUCAGACUGUCCUGCAGAUGGGCUUCAAUCGGCGACUAGUAAAAGAAACAAUAAUGAGUAAAAUAUUGACGUCUGGGGAAAGUUAUAAGGAAGCAGACGAACUAAUAAAUGACUUAUUAUGUGCUCAGAAAGAACAGACUGAAGAAGAGAGAGACAAACAGAUGGAGCAGUGUUCAUCUGAUGAGAUCACCUUAAUCAGGAAAAGUCGACUUACCUUGAUCCAGCGCAUUUCAAACUGCCGUCCAAUAAUAGAAGACUUGUCAAACGCAGAGGUGCUGUCCUCCACGGAAUGUGAUGCCUUAUUGCAGAAGGCACCAUAUACUUUACAAGCUCAAGAACUCAUUGAAAUUGUUUUAAUAAAAGGCCGAAAUGCAAUUGAAGCUUUCAAAAAUAGUCUUAAUAAACAUGACCCUGACCUUCACAGAGAGUUAUUUAUUGAACAGACAUUGACAUGCCAAAUGUCAGAUGGCUAUUCUGAUCUACCAAUGGAAGAACAGUUGAGAAGGUUGCAGGAGGAAAGGACUUGUAAAAUUUGUAUGGACCAAGAAGUUUCUAUUGUGUUUAUUCCAUGUGGCCAUUUAGUGGUUUGUAAGGACUGCGCACCAUCUCUCCGGAAAUGCCCAAUAUGCAGAGGCAUAAUUAAAGGCACAGUUCGCACUUUCCUGUCAUAAGGAACUAAAUAAAUGUAAAAAAAUGUAAUAAA
Messenger RNA from Hyla sarda, 2417 nucleotides. It is a transcript of the gene BIRC2, whose product is annotated as baculoviral IAP repeat containing 2. The record is from RefSeq and is a predicted model, not a curated record. NCBI's taxonomy places the organism in Eukaryota, Metazoa, Chordata, Amphibia, Anura, Hylidae. Gene Ontology annotation, molecular function: cysteine-type endopeptidase inhibitor activity involved in apoptotic process. Gene Ontology annotation, biological process: negative regulation of apoptotic process; regulation of cell cycle. The coding region runs from base 583 to 2385 and encodes 600 amino acids. The transcript has 8 exons. Gene Ontology annotation, cellular component: cytoplasm; nucleus; spindle microtubule.